Messenger RNA from Python bivittatus (Burmese python), 5378 nucleotides. RefSeq names its product ralA binding protein 1 (gene RALBP1). Gene Ontology annotation, molecular function: small GTPase binding; GTPase activator activity. NCBI's taxonomy places the organism in Eukaryota, Metazoa, Chordata, Lepidosauria, Squamata, Pythonidae. Gene Ontology annotation, cellular component: membrane. Gene Ontology annotation, biological process: small GTPase-mediated signal transduction; endocytosis; positive regulation of GTPase activity. The record is from RefSeq and is a predicted model, not a curated record.
GCCUCUACCCUCGGUAGCCGAAGGGUUGGAAGAAACAACCGAGAAAGAGGGGGGGGGGAAAGGGCGACCGCGCAUGCGCCUCCGUCUGUUUCCUAUACCCGACCUUGCAAACAGACAACGGCGGGCUGGGGUGCAGAGCGGGGUCGGAAUGAUGCCGGGUAGGAAGUGAAGUUAGCGCAGCCGUCCUGCGAGCGGCAGGAUACCUCUCCCCAUUCCUCAGGAGUAAUGGACAGGUAACAGGAUAUUGUUCUGCUGUGGUGCCAGUGAGUAAGAAUGACAGAGUGCUUCCUGCCUCCCACAAGCAGUCCCAGCGAACACCGCAGGGUAGAGCAUGGUGGAAGUCUUGCCAGGACCCCAAGCUCUGAAGAAAUCAGCCCAACCAAAUUCCCUGGCUUAUAUCGCACGGGUGAGCCUUCACCACCUCAUGACAGCCUCCAUGAACCUCCUGAUAUUGUAUCUGAUGAUGAGAAAGAACAUGGGAAGAAGAAAGGAAAAUUUAAGAAAAAGGAGAAAAGAACCGAAGGUUAUGCAGCUUUUCAGGAAGAUAGCUCGGGGGAUGAAGCUGAAAGUCCUUCCAAGCUAAAACGCUCUAAAGGGAUUCAUGUUUUUAAGAAGCCAAGUUUCUCCAAAAAGAAGGAAAAGGACUUUAAGAUAAAAGAAAAACCCAAAGAUGACAAGCAUAAAGAUGACAAGCACAAGGAAGAGAAGCAUAAAGAGAAGAAAUCAAAAGACUUGACAGCAGCAGAUGUUGUUAAACAGUGGAAAGAGAAGAAGAAAAAGAAGAAAACAGUUCAGGAGAUGGAAAUGCCACCGGUGGAUGUUCCUAGGCACAGGCCUGUGUUCGGAGUCCCUUUGAGCGAUGCAGCAGAGAGGACCAUGUUGUACGAUGGCAUCCGCCUACCAGCAGUUUUCCGGGAAUGUAUAGAUUAUGUAGAGAAAUACGGCAUGAAAUGCGAAGGCAUCUACAGAGUUUCAGGAAUUAAAUCAAAGGUGGAUGAGCUAAAAGCGGCGUAUGACCGAGAAGAAUCCCCCAACCUAGAGGACUAUGAGCCCAACACAGUAGCUAGCUUGUUGAAACAGUACCUGCGUGAACUUCCUGAAAACCUGCUAACCAAAGAGCUGAUGCCUCGCUUUGAAGAUGCUUGUGGGAAGAGCUUGGAGGCCGAGAAACGGCAGGAGUGCCAGCGCCUCCUGAAAGAGCUACCAGAAUGUAACUUUCUCUUGAUUUCCUGGCUGAUUGUGCACAUGGACCAUGUCAUUGCAAAGGAGUUAGAAACAAAAAUGAACAUCCAGAACAUUUCCAUAGUGCUCAGCCCAACUGUCCAGAUCAGCAACCGUGUCCUUUAUGUGUUUUUCACUCACGUACAAGAGUUCUUUGGAAAUGUGGUCCUCAAACCAGUAACAAAGCCUCUUCGGUGGUCUAACAUGGCAACCAUGCCAGCAUUGCCAGAAACACAGGAAAGCAUUAAAGAAGAGAUCCGAAGACAGGAGUUUCUUUUGAACUGUUUGCACCGAGACCUUCAGGUAGGGAUUAAAGAUUUAUCCAAAGAAGAAAGAUUAUGGGAAGUGCAAAGGAUUUUGACAGCUCUCAAAAGGAAGCUAAGAGAAGCUAAAAGACAAGAAUGUGAAACAAAGAUUGCACGAGAAAUUGCUAGUCUUUCAAAGGAGGAUGUUUCCAAAGAAGAAAUGAAUGAAAAUGAAGAAGUUAUAAAUAUUUUGCUGGCUCAGGAGAAUGAGAUUUUGACAGAACAAGAAGAGCUGCUAACAAUGGAACAGUUCUUGCGUCGACAAAUUGCGUCUGAAAAGGAGGAAAUAGAUCGUCUCCGAGCAGAAAUAGCAGAAAUUCAAAGUCGCCAGCAUGGUCGCAGUGAAACUGAAGAAUAUUCUUCUGAGAGUGAGAGUGAGAGUGAAGAUGAAGAAGAGCUACAGAUAAUCUUAGAAGACUUGCAACGGCAGAAUGAAGAACUAGAGGUUAAGAAUAACCAUCUGAACCAAGCAAUUCAUGAGGAGCGCGAGGCCAUCAUUGAACUGCGAGUUCAGCUUCGCCUGUUGCAGAUGCAGCGAGCCAAAACAGAGCAGCAGGUGCAGGAAGAGGAAGAGGUUGAGAAACGAGGGGGCCCAAUGCAGCAGCAGCCACCCCUGCCAAGAGACACUGUCUCAGAGACAAAAGCUAUGAAAGAGCAGCCAAAGGCAAUCCAGGAGCCAGUGAAGCCAUCUCCAAGCAAGGACAGAAAGGAAACUCCAAUUUAAUUGGAUUUCUGAGCAUUCGGAUUCUUGCCUGUGCGAAGCCAGGACUGUGCAACUUACUGUAAAUCUGUGGCUUGUAUAUUCUGUAAAUAGGUUCUCUUUUACAUUCUGGGGAUAUUUUUGUCUCCGUCCUAUACGUGUGGCUUCUGCCUAUCAGGCUCAGGUUACUUGGAAAGAUAAAGCAGUUAGAGAGAGAGACAAGGCAGGAGAGGUUACUCAGCCUGUCAGACAUUAGCUUUGGCUGAUCUUUGUGAGUUGAGGGGGUGAUGGUAUAUUUUAAAAUGAUUAUAUACUCACUGUGGAGCAGACUUUCAAAUUCUCUCAUGCAUUAUCUGUCCAAGGGCUACUUCAUACGAGAUAUUUCAUUGCACAGAUGUAGGAAAAAGUGCAUACUCUGCUGGGCGUUUUACAAUGUAUCUGGUAGUUCUUGAUCACCAGAAAUUUCAGGUAGAGGUAGAGAAGGUUGGAAUAGAGGGACAUAUUUCCCCCUCCUCUCUGUCCAUUUGGUCAUCUUUCUGGCCACACAAUAUUCAGAAGACCAUAUUUCUCUCUGAGCAGCACCAAAACCAACAGGUUGGCAGAGGAGGGGAAAGUGCUCCAUGGCCCCUCUCUGUGCCAUUUGGUAGUAGUCUAAUUUAAAAGGAAGUUUGAUAAGAAGCAUUUCCACUCUGGUUUUGAAAAGGAACUUCCUCUUAGCAUAGAGAUGGCUUUUGUGAGAUUAUUUACAAGGCUGAUACACCUCUGUCAGUCCAGAUGUCUGUUAAGUGUUUAUAGAAAAGCCACAGUUGGCACAGCAAAAUAGAUGUUUGCAAGUGUGUUCCACAGUGGUCCAUGCUUUUCUGUGUGGGGGUGAAGAAACUGUAUUGAAUGUGACUGUUGGCUAAGAAUGGGGAGAUCCAAUCCAUAUCCCAUUCAUCUACUUGCUUUGUAACUUUUUACUGUCAUUCCUCAUAAUUGUUUUUAUUCACUCUUACUUGUGCCUUUCAGUAACAAAGGAGCUUUACAAAGUAGAUGUGCCCGAAACAGUGGAAGGUCUUCAAAUGCAAAACUUUAGUAUUAUGUAACAUGUUCUUUUCAUCUGACUUUUUUAAAGCUUUAUGAAAGUACAUGUAAAACUAAGCUGAAAAGAUUGAUAAGCACAUAUCCAUAAGUCAAAGCUUAUCCACUAAGAUCUCUUGAACCCUGUCAAUGCACUUAAGUAUAAAACUGAUUAAUGGAGAAUGUCAAUUAAUUAGAAGAAAGAAUGGAAGCGCUGUGUAGGUUUAUAGCAAACCUCAUUUGCUGACCUUUCUUUCUUUCUUUCUUUCUUUCUUUCUUUCUUUCUUUCUUUCUUUCUUUCUUUCUUUCUUUCUUUCUUUCUUUCUUUCUUUCUUUCUUUCUUUCUUUCAAUAAUUUAAAGAAAUUAGUGAAUAUUGCUGUUAGCCAGCUUAAAAUCUGUAAUUGUCAAGGGCCUACAGUUUAGGGAAAGGAGUUGGGGGUGAUUUUUGUUGCACGCUUUCUUUGAUGGAUUAAGAGCACUUUGAAGUAUAGUGCAACACAGAAGUGCACCAGCCUCCAUCUGGAUCUUGGAACUGGGGUGAAUGAUAAAAAAAAACCAUAUUGGCCAUUUUAGUGAGCUUGAAAGAAGUAUUAUAUUCAGAAAGGGCUCCAAAAUUGUUCUAGAACUUGUACUGGUUUCUGGCAUAAGCGCUUUGGAGCACAGUGCAAUGGAGGGGAGAAGGUCCAUCUUUCAAGCUCUUCUUUGUGUUCACUAAAAGGCAGUCGGGAGCGUAUCUGUGAACUUUUGUGUGCUUAAAAUGGGAUGAUUCCAAAAAUAAAAAUAAAAAUUGUCAUCCUAAAGCUGGUAAUAUAUACCCAUAAAUUCAUGAUGGAAAGGUCCAGCUGCCUUAUGCUUAAUUAGUUACCAUUGCCAGCAGUGAAUUAUUACGAGUAAAUUGUGGCUUUUCAGAGCCACAUCAUUUAAAAUCCCAAUUCAAUUUGAAGUGGUUGAUGUUAAUUGAACUCCACAGGGUGCUUGUAGCUUAUUUAGUUUCUGUCUGUAAUAUUUAUUUUUUAUGUGGUGGUUUUCUUUGCCUAUUGCACUGUUGUGAAUCAUUGGCCAUGAUUUAAUGUUUGUACAAAUAACACUGAGAUGCAUUCUAAAGAACGGCUUAUUUUUUUUAAAACCUAAAAGAAAAUUUAUGGAGGUUGAUCAGAUAACAGUUGUAUGUGCAUUUUUUUUUUUUUUGGCCUGUUACAUACGUUUUAUAUUUUCUGACAGUAUUUAAACCUUUUUGUUCUGAAUUCAUACUAAUUUCUAUUACACUGUCAAACUUUUAUAAUCAAUGUUCAUCAAAUAUCUUGAUAUUGGUUAAUUUUUGUCAAGAACAUGUUAAUCAAGGAAAUAAAUUCAACAGCCAUAUGCCAAUGGUUUUAUUGAAUUAAAAAUGUUAAGAUUCACAAAUAAAUUGUUUCUCUGGCUCACAUUCAAAGCCCUGAUUCAGUAAUAAUUGGCUGAAUGAGAUGUUUGUAUUUAAUAAAUGCAGUUCUACCAAAAAAAGCUACAAGGAGCAGCAGAAGAUUACUACUUGUGGUUCUUUCUGGCCCACAUUUCUGGACUGUAGUGUGGGAUUCUUCAAUCUAAUCAAGAAUCAGAGUCACUGUCUCUGGCAGAAAAUGGUUAACUAAUGAGGGAAUGCAGUUGAAAAGAUCCUUUUUGGAUACAAAAUACCUAUUCGCAAAUUGAGUGCAAAGGAUUUCUGGAAUGGUCACAACAACCUGAUUUGAACUUGACUCAAAACAUCGUAAGCUCAAAAUGUUCUGGAUUCCAAAUGUUUUGUGCACCCCGUUGGACAGAAAGCAGCUCGGCAAUGAGACUUAAAUUGGUAUUCAUCCCCACUUCCAUCUUUCAAUUUUCUGAUAUAGAUCAGUAGAUGGGACGUUUACCCUAUCUACACUUCAAAAUUGAGUGCCCUACUGGUUUCUUCUGCCAUCAUAAACUGGUUUAUGUUGUCCAAGUCUGACAGCAGAAUCCGUUUUCCACAUUUCAAAUUUUUAUGUGCUGCUUUUGUCAUGGCAGAAUGAUCUGGAAGAGAACAACAAUCUUGUUGCUGUUUCGUCCAGUUUCUGAAGGUAGCCUGUAUUUUCAUUAG